AAAAAAAUAGAAAGCCCAGAACGUCAACCAUAAGCUGUCGUAAAAUAAAAAACGGUUAUUCAUGCAAAAAACUUUCGAUCAUCAACCAAAAUUUGAAGACACGAGAAAUGAUAGAAUCACGAAAAUCAAUUGAAAAAAAAUCAAAUUAAUUGUCUUAAGUCAAACCAUACAUGGUAAAAUAAUGCCUCUGUAUUCUUACAUACCGUACUUGGACCCUGACAUAGACGAGAAGGAAAAAAAAACUUUUUCCGGUCAUAUUAUAGACACCGACGACGAAUUAGACUCCCCAAAUAUGGAGAACAUAUCGACAAAAUCACCUCUAAAAACUACAGUGGAAUCCUUCAAACGUAAAGUGAACGAAAACCUCAAAAAUUUCAACUGUAGAAUGAGCGACCUACUUCAAGAUGGUCUAGGUUGUGUUGACAAUAUCUGCAAGCAAGUGAAAGGUUCCAUACGCGACGAUACCAAAACGAUUAGAACAGGAAAUUACAUGGAAAAGUGUGCAACGGGAGACAUAUUACAUUGUAGCGAUGAAAAAAAAUAUAAUUCUUCAGUCACAGGCCUGUCGCAAGAUGCCAUAUUCAUCAUGAACUACGAGAAAAUCAAAGAGUUCCACCGAAAUACCGAGAACAGUAUAUUUACCGUACAGAGCGUGCUAGAGAACCCUGACACCAAAGAUGACAACCUACCCCCCCUUUCAAAACGAAUGAAACCCCGCUCAAGGCCCACCUCUAAGAGCCUUAAAGUCAAAAAGAGCGAUCCUAAGUGCAGUACGCCGAGACUCACAUCGAGAUCUUUCAACGAGACUGUAAAGACAUCCGAAGGCAAAAAGAGUUCGGAGAAGAUCAAGGUGCCUAAGACUAAGACUAAGAAGAGGACGGUUGUGGCGGAAGACGAGAAGACCGAGCCAGCUUGCGCCAAAAAGAGAUUAGGACAGAUUGAACGAGACUACCAAAAGGUAGUGGAAAACCUCGGCAUGGUGGAACGCAUGAUGGCUUGCGUUAACGAAAGGAUUAUGAAUCAGAAGAAUAAGGGAGAUCGAAAUUCUAUGGAGACAGUAGGCAGUGUAGAGAAACACUGCGAUCAGCCUAAAAGUAAGAAUAAAUUACAAAAAUCGUACGAGCAAAAGGCUAAAGCGGCAAAACAAGCAUCUAACGGAGAAUUCACAUCAACGAACGAAUCCGAAGGGGCCGACAGCUCGGCAAAGAUCAAAGGGGAUAAGAAAAUUGUAGACAGGACCUCCCCGAAAGAAACCAAAGACGUCCCACGAAGAACUAAGAAAGAUGCGAAGGAAGUUAGCCAAAUUGAAGAAAAAUCUGAUUGCAAAAAAAAUUUGGAGAAAUGUGUGGACGAAGAACUUAUCAAGCAGUUUAAACAGGUUGAAGAUCUGAAUAAAAAGGCGAUCAACAAUACCAGGAGUAAAGCCGAACAGCAGCGAGCUUUGAAUCCUCUGUCUAGGAUUAAAAUAAAUGACAGCCUAUCCGACAUCGACGCACUGAUCGAUAAUGCUGUAAUGGAACUGGGUAAUUUGGUUUCCAGCGAUUUCGACAUUUCCCAGGGCAGCUCCGAUGCUAGUUUCAAGCUAACAUCUGAAGAAGGAGCACAAACUCUACAUGACGAGUUUAAACUUGUCACGAGCUCUACGACUUCCUUAGACAGUGAAAACGCUCUUUUCGGCGAAGAAUCCGAUAAGUUCGAGAUAUCGAAAUCUUUUCAGGAAUUGAAGGAAUCCUACGUGAAAAAGAUUAAGCAGGAAACUUCCGAAAAGAAAAAGAAACCUACAAAAACCAAAGCUGAAGAAAGAGAUCAGGACGUUUCGAAGAAGAACUCCUUCGAUCAGCUACACGAGGAAAUAUUCAACGAUUCCAGUUGGAAUAAGCUGGAUCCUAUGAGUUUCGAUUUGAAAACAACUGAAGAAAAGGAAGUAGAUCAAAACGCCUCCGAUAAAACAGGAAACAGUAAAUUAAAACAAGAUGUGGGAAAAGAAAAACCAAACUAUGCAGUGAUGGAAGCACUAGUCCCCACGAGAAUAGAAAACAUCCAUGACUGUGAAGAAAAUGAACAGAUCAUCACAAUUUCUCUACCUGGGGAAAAAGAGAUCAAAAAUUCUUUCAGAAAAUCUAGGGAUUUUGUCCCAAACAUACAAGAAGUGGACACAGAACAGCUGGAUGACGAAACUCUGCAAAUAACGGUAACGCUCAAGGGUGACUCCAAAGAUAAUAAAGAAGAAAACAUUUGCGAUAAUACUAAGAAACAUGUAGCCGAGCCAGCAGUUUCGGAAAGUGAACUUGGGGACUUUGAUGCCAACCGUAGACAAGAAAGGUCCCUCAGGAAGCAACAAAAAAAGAAAAUUAAGGAUAAAAAAUCGGCAAAACCGAUCAACAAGGAAAAAGUAAAAACACCUAAAUCUCAACUGAAAGAAGUAGAACACCUUCAACCUGAAAAAGAAAUCGAUAACGCAAACUACAUAGACAUUGACAAGAAAGAGAGCGCUGAAGACUCCACGGGUGACACCCCCAAGAACAAAAUAAAACCAAAAUUAAAGAGAAAAUCGAAGAAACUUGUCCAACCUACCAUAGAAAUCCUCCCUAUAGGCCCAAAAGAUAUAAAAGAGAUAAAGAAGUUGGAGAGCAAUUUCAGUGAGGAUUCAAGUUAUUCCAGCGUCUCAAGCCUAGAAGACAGCAUGUUCUGGGCCAAGGAGAUUCCAAAAGCUGAGGAAGUCAAACCCAUUGAUCCCAUGAAGCAGGUUUCCAUACAGUGCAAGAAACUCAUAGGCGAUCUAGUAGUGGUGGAAGACGUCAGCCUACAAAAUAUCAUGAAUGGAUACUUCAAUUCUACCUUAAUCCGAAGCCUUGUUGGUAGACCAAAAAGACCCCGCUCAGUAAGAAUCCAUACACCCAUCCAAGACCCUGACUUGAGGUCAAUAGUACCCGAAGUCCACCGUAAGAAGGCAGUGUCAGACCUUCACGAGCGCAUGGAGUUUCAAAUAAGACAGACUGACAGCUUCGACGGCUUUCUCAAUCUGAUGAACAAAACUAGGAGAAAGGCUUUGAUCAAACAGGCUGAAAGGCAGGACCACAAUUUGAGGUGUCAAAUGAAGACUUGCUUGAGGAAACGCUAUCCAUUCAGAGUGGUGACCGCCUCAGUACCACCAGCGUACGACAGGUCCAAGGAGAAGAAGGAUCCCGAGAAGAAGUUCAUCAACAGUUUAUGGUUUUCCCCAAAAGACUUCAAACUGAGGAGGAACAGCAGAAUAUUUAAUAGGAAGAGAAUGGAGAUGUACUGCCAAUCAUUGCACAAAGGUCCUAUGAUACCGAAAUGUAAAUGCGGAGAAGUGACCUCUAAGGAAGGAAAGAAGGCCUCCAACUACAGCAUUUUAGUGCGCAGUGGCACGCCUUUAGGUAGAAGACCUAACACCCCAAGACGUUGGAUCCAGCUGAGACCUCCAUCGGCGGCCGGAGGGCACUCUCAAAGGCCCCGACUGCACCAUUGCGACAUACUAGACGACUUAACCCUCAAAGAUUUGGCCCCUUUCAACGCCGAAUACCCCAGAAACGACGAAAGGAAUAUACCAGAAAGUUUGCAGGGCAGCCUAUUGUACAAACUUGCAUGCGGAGGACAUAAGGGAGAUGCUGACGGAACCUUGAUGGAACUCGUGGCACCUAAGCUGAGCUGCACGCAAAACGACUGCAAAUUCUGCCGAUUCAAAUCGAAAAACGACAAAAAAUCAACGAGAAAAAUCAGAAGUGCCAAAAAAUCCGGAGAUGAUGACUCUGUCACGUCAACGAAAACCAACGAACUUCAGAACUUGACGCCCAAAGCCGCUACCCAGCUGUUAAUUCAGAACAUCGGAGAAAUCAAGUCGAAAAAGAGUUCGACGAAAUCACAGUCGAGCGAUAAAAAUCUUGUCAAGCAAAAGGAGACUAAGUCUAAACGAAGCCUGAGAAAGAAUUCGAGAAAGGUGCUAGCACAAGAUUCCAAAUCAGCAGUUCACCAGAGGAUCGAAGAGAACUUGGUCAAAAAGACCUUCUUCAACCAACAUGUUCCAAUCGUAAAUAUCGUGGCCAAGACCACGGCACCGAAGACGUGUGUAUUCAAAGGUGUUGACCAAAUGCAAAAGGUUCUGAAGGUGCCAGAACUUUACCUUAGGGCAACAGGAAGAAGAUCGACAGCUGCCAAGUUGUUUCCGUACAUACACGAUCCGGAAAAUAAGGUCUUCCAAAACAUAACUGUUCUUCCAGUGAAGGUAUUCUAUGAUUUCGACCCGCUCAAACAUUAUUCAGAGAACAAAAUAUUAGAGGAAGUUGUGGAUCUAGAACGAUCUCCUAUAAACAUCACCUCUUUGUCGGAAACCGACGAACUCGAGGUAUCCACCGUUGAAAAUGUAAGGCCUUCCACUGCAGGCGACAGGAAAUCCAAGAAGAAAACGGCCGGUAGAAGGCGCGUCGGUACACCCAAAACUCCUAACUUCGGAUCAAGGCAGAAUCCAAAUAAAUUCGUCAAUCUUCCUCAGAAUACAAAAACUCGCCACGUCGACGUGAGUCUCACUCGAAAGAGUCGGGAAAUCAUCGAUGGCGAAACCCAGGAAAAUUUUUCUAAGUUUUCUUCUAGAAAAAAUAGAUACAGGAGAUCAGAAAGCCUAGAAAAAUCGACGGAAAGCGAUAAUACAGGUUUCCAAUGUCAGAGCAAGAAAUUAAGUAAUCCGAAUCCUUGGAAACCGGCAUCCAGACGUCCAAGAACACCAAAAACCCCACUGUUGCCAAAAUCGCCAAUCGGCAUGCGAUAUAUCGAAAGGAACAAUAUUCAAAAUCUAUCUAAGACUUCUUCUACCGGAAGGAUCUCCCCAAGGCAAAGAUCGAUGCAAGAAACCAAAGAGCAACCGCAGAUGCAAACGCUGGUCAACAAGGAGAAGAAACUCCGAUUCGAAAUUAAUCCUAUGAAAGUUUUCUACGACAUGGAUUUGACGGAACAAAAACAACAUAAAAACCCUAAGUUUAUAAAUAUAAACUCCACACCUUCAACGCCAAUACACAGAUGUCGUCCGUUGAGUCCAAGUCAGAAAGUAAUGGUUGAUCAUCUCCACAUGCUAAGAAACCGCAACACCAAGCUCCAAGGCAACAUUCAAAAAGCUAUAAAUAUUAUCGAAGAGAAAAUGGUGGACGUAUUGUCAACAAAUGACCAUAUCUAUAAGAAAAAGACAAUAGAUAAGAUGGAAAAAGAAAUCAAUAAAGUACUAAAGAUGAUAAAUGAACAAAAUACUAAACAAAACAAAAAUGUCGAUGACACAGAAAGUUCUAACGUUCGAAAGAUCUCAUCAAAAAGCGAUAUUGUUAGACCAAAGCAAGAACCAGAGGAAGAAAGUACGACGAAGGCCCUCAUAACUCCAGCUGUCAGUUUCAAGAUGCCUAAACCUCCCAAAAAACGAUCUAUAUCAAGAAUAAUGAAGUUCCACAGCAGACCAAGUACUGUAGAAGAAGAAAGAAGUUUCGACAUACCAGAAGAACUAGAACUGUUCAAGAUAAACGAGGGAAACGGAAAUAAAAAUGAAGAAACACAUAACUGCCAAUUGAAAGAUCAAAUUAAAACCGAACAGGAGUUGAAGAGAAAAGAUUUGGAACUUUACCCAUCUCAUAUAGCAAGUGAAGAGGGAGAUAUUCCCCUGUGUCCAAUUUUGAGAUGUCCUACUCCAAAAACAUCCUUCACCAGUCUGAGCCAAAAAACCAAGAGGGUCUUGAGGAAGAUGUCGAAGGAAGCCUUUGGUAAAUUCGCCGACGUGGUCAAGACAAAAACAAGAUUAAUAAUCGAUAUGACAGAACGAAUAAACGUUGACGAUGGUAACAUGCUGCCUAAUCCCAAGAUAACGUCGGCGCUACCAGCGAUCCUGGCUGGUGCCAAACUACCAGUUAUCACUACCAUACAUAAACCCAAAACCACGGCAGACCUGAUGAGCACUACCGUUUCGUCCAUAGUGAGCGUCCAUCAAGCGCCGUUCGAGAGUAUAUUGAACGCAAGUGCUGAAGCACUGAGCGCUGCAACAACGGAAAUUUCGGAAUUCGCCAACGGCUGCGCAGAAAGAAGUAUUACCAGUUUUAGCGGUUCAGAGAGCUACACUUGGAGAAAGAUUGAAUUAUCUCAACCAAUGGAAUUUCAAUGCUCUGCAUGCUCCUUAAAAGGAGAUAUCUCCCACGAUCUAACGCCCUUCAUGAAGGCUCUGAAGAAUCUAAAGGCUGGCAGACUCUUUGAGAAACGUCACCAAUUGCUUCCGAUAGAAGAUACCUCCCCAAACUUCAGAAAACUCCUGGAUUUCCUAGAGGGCCUUUCUAAGGUGAAAGAGACUUUCAAUCAGACUACAAUGAAGGACGUUCAGUUAAUGUGGAACCCUGAGAAAAGAUGCAGCUUUCACAGUUCUAUUGCAGGAUCUACCAAACUUCGGUUCAGGAAGAACACAAAAGCUAUUUCAGAACAUUCAAUCGUCCAAACCCCAACUUCGAGCUUCUCGGAUCUCCUAUUCCAUAAAGGUAUUGAAGAAAAACGAACAGACCUUGAUUCUUCAAUUGACGACAUUAAAGAAGGACUGUAUCAUCGAAACGAUGAACAGAAAAAACGAACUACAAUGGAAAACACCGAAGAUAUCCUGAGGGAAUCAAAAGCCAUAUACCAAUCAAUACCAGAAAUGCAAAAAAACAAAGAGCAAGAUUACAAAAAAGUGAAAUUGGUGUUUUCUGAAGUGCAACUUAUAUCUAUAUCUAACAAAAAAAUAUCUUUAAAGAACAAAACGAAAAAAGAAACCACAAGCUUAGAUCACAAAAGAACUAUCAUUAUGCUGAAAGAUGACAGAUAUUCUAAUAUUUUGAAAUAUUUUUAUCUUAUUUUUUAUGCCUUUGUGUACUUUUGCAUGACAUCAAUGAAUUUCUCUUGCAAGUAUCAAGAAAAUUAUUUAUAAUAGUAAAUAUACAAGUGUAAUGUCAAUAAAUUCAAGUAUGUUAAUUCAA
Molecule: messenger RNA, 6992 nt
Organism: Harmonia axyridis
Lineage: Eukaryota; Metazoa; Arthropoda; Insecta; Coleoptera; Coccinellidae
Exons: 21
Coding region: 182-6943 (2253 amino acids)
Source: RefSeq, a predicted model, not a curated record